AUGACUCGCCCUCCUCCUCCUCCUCCUCGUCUUGGCUCGGGCGGCUGGAGAGUGGCGCUCUUGGUGAUCGCGGCAGUCGUGCCUUUUUUUUUCAUUUUCUUUUUGUUCGCACACGAGGAGAAGGAGGGCGAGGGGAAAAAAACAGGCGCGAAAAAGGUGGCGGUGUGGAAAGAAGGGUGCUACCUCAACAACUUCGUCCAGGGAGUGCUGGACACCUUCCCGCAGGAGGAGCUCAAGGGCAGCACCAUCAUCGUCUCCGGAGAUGGGAGAUUCUACAACCCGCCCGCCAUCCAAACCAUCAUUCGAAUGGCAGCCGCGAACGGAGUGGGUCGGGUGUGGGUCGGCAAGGGGGGGCUAAUGUCCACGCCGGCUGUAUCGGCGGUGCUCCGGGAGAGGGAGGGCGGCGCUGCCUACGCGGGACUCGUGCUUACCGCUAGCCACAACCCUGGAGGACCCGACGAAGACUUCGGCAUCAAGUUCAACACCGCCAGCGGCAGUCCGGCCACCGAGGUUAUCACCGACGCUGUCUACGCCCGCACGUUGGAGCUCAAGUCGUACCGCACGGUGGAGGGCACGCCCGACGUGAACCUGGACGUUGUUGGCAAGACCAAGGUCGCCGGGAUGGACGUCGAGGUUAUCGACCCCGUGGAGGAGUACGUGGCGCUGCUGAAGACGGUGUUCGACUUCCCCACCCUCAGGGCGCUCCUGGCCCGGCCCGACUUCAGCUUCGUCUUCGACGGCAUGCACGGGGUGGCCGGGGCUUACGCCAGCCGCGUCUUCGUCGACGAGCUCGGCGCGUCCGAGGAGUCUCUGCUGAGGUGCGACCCGAGAGAAGACUUCGGCGGCAGCCACCCGGACCCCAACCUCGCAUACGCCUCCGGCCUGGUGCGAAGGAUGGGCCUCGACAGCAGCGCCCAGCCCCUCCAAGGAGCAGCAGCAGACGCGGCGGAACCGCCCACGCUUGGGGCCGCGGCCGACGGCGACGCCGACCGAAACAUGAUCCUGGGGAGGCGUUUCUUCGUGACUCCCAGCGACUCCCUUGCGGUGAUCGCGGCCAACGCCGCGGCGGUGCCGUACUUCGCGAGGGCAGGCGGGCUCGGCGGGGCGGCUAGGAGCAUGCCGACGAGCGGCGCGCUGGACAGGGUGUGCGAGAGGCAGGGGGUGCCCAUGUUCGAGACGCCCACGGGGUGGAAGUUCUUCGGAAACCUGAUGGAUGCCAAGGAAAUGGGGCACGAGCGGUCCUACUUCCCUUUCCUGUGCGGCGAGGAGAGCUUCGGCACGGGCUCCGACCACGUCAGGGAGAAGGACGGGCUGUGGGCGGUGCUGGCGUGGAUGUCCGUCAUCGCCCACCGCAACAAGGUGGAGACGACGGGGGACGGCGGGGGGACGGCAACAGCGCCGCUGAUCGGGGUGCAGGAGAUCGUGGAGGGCCACUGGCGGGAGUACGGACGGAACUUCUACUCGAGGUACGACUACGAAGGCGUGGCAUCCGAGGGAGCCGAGGCCAUGACGGACAACCUCCGCGCCGGCCCCGCGCAGCCUGGGGACGACCUGGGGUCAGGUUUCGAGCUCAAAGGCAUCGAUGAUUUCGAGUACACGGACCCGAUCGACGGCAGUGUGUCCAAGAACCAGGGGGUCAGAGUGCUCUUCACGGACGGCUCCCGGGUGGUCUUCAGGCUCUCCGGCACUGGGUCCGUGGGCGCCACCGUGCGCAUGUACAUCGAGAAGUACGAGCCGGAUCCGUCCAAGCAGGGGCUCAUGACGGCAGACGUCCUCAGACCCUUGGUGGACAUCGGCCUCAAGAUGUCGAGGCUGGAGGAGUUUACAGGGAGGUCUUCCCCGACGGUCAUUACGUGAUGAGAUGAUUCAUGAUGAUGGGGUUCUCGUCAAGGCCAUGGGGAGCGGGGGUACAGGCGAGGUCGUCGAGGACUACUUGCUAGAAGGCUGGUGUUGUGAAGUAUGGCGAGUUUGGUAAAUAGUUCGUCUCUCAAAUAGCUGCGGUUGGGUGAUAUGAGCUGUCACACAACUUGCAUGGAACACCCGCGCGCGAUUUUGCAAGGGUGUGGAUACUGAGCGGGAAAGGCCCGCUGCGAUGGGUGUGGUCCUGAUAGAGUUUACAAGACCGUGGAGAGCUGUUUGAAGGCCAACAGCGACGUUGGGCGCGUGAAGUUGCAGACAGUAGAGCAAGCAUCAUCGACGGGCACCGCGCGUAACAGGUGUUUCUGAUUGUCUCCAGUACAAAGCCAGUUAUGUUUUGCACGAGGAUGACGCACGCUAGAAGUCGUGACGCUACCGGGACUUCAUCGACGAGUUAGACCAGGCAAGGCUUUCGUUUAGACUUGAAUGUCCUGUUUGUUGCCAAAGGUCGUGUCGAGACCAAAUGGGGGCUGGAAGGUGUAGUUAGCUUUCGUGUAUUUCGCGCCGUUAUCUGGGACUUCUGCUGGUCAAACCUACAGGCAAGGGUGUUGUACAAUAGAGAUAGGUAUUAGGCGUGUUUCGGGUCGCGAAUAUUGCGUGGCCCCGCAUAAAAGCGUAUGUAGGGAUUGAAUUGCUCGCAUUGAACGAACAAGACUGUUUCCUGCGGGCACAGAAAGCACUCAGUAGGCAGACAAGCAAAAUUGACAUGGUAGGCAGACGGAAUUAGAGAUGAGAGGGCGAGGCGAGGCGCCAACCAGCCGGUGAUAGUAGUAACGUCUUCUGGCACCAACAUGUUCUUGCCAUGAUUUAUACGGAGUUGAGGUCGACCGCGGCGUUAAUCUGUUCGGGGUUUAUCUACGUACGGUGUGACUUCAAGUUGGUUGUAUGCUGCGCAUGACAUUUAGGUGGUACGGCUAUCGUGACCGUGUACUCUAUGAUCGAAACCCGAGGUGCACCGCGAAUCGAAGUCAACGAGAGUGCAAUUCUAUCGCACUUUUCUGCACGGGAAACCUCGCUAUUUGUUUUGCGGUUUGCUCAGCGCCAACGGUAGUCUUUUGCUAGGGUGACUGGAACCUGUGGGACACAUACAUACAAUACGUGUACCCGCGUUAUUUUU
Ectocarpus siliculosus is the source of this 3034-nucleotide messenger RNA. Lineage: Eukaryota; Phaeophyceae; Ectocarpales; Ectocarpaceae. The record is from the annotation of a GenBank genome assembly.